Messenger RNA from Prorocentrum cordatum, 1000 nucleotides. The record is from the annotation of a GenBank genome assembly. NCBI's taxonomy places the organism in Eukaryota, Dinophyceae, Prorocentrales, Prorocentraceae.
GGAAGAGGAAGCGCCAUAAACCACCUACGCCCAGAGGGCUGGUGGGAUUCCACUGCUCUUUGCGAUUGCGUGCAGGAGACACUGUUCACAUGGUGCAGAGGAACCUGGCUGAGGUGCUGGGAUUGCGCACGACCGCUUCGCUUCAUUGGGAGCCGCAUGCGAUGGUUGGGUUGAGCUCCAUUUUUCUCUUGGUGCCUGCCGUGGCGUUUGUGUCUGUUGCGCGUUGCAUUACUCGCUGCGCGCCCAAACCCUAUAGCGCCAGCACCGGAUUGCAGUUAUGUUUGUACGUCGCUCUUGCACUGCUAUUCACUUUCUGUUGUUUAACGUGCUUCCUGGCAGAUUAUGCCUACAUCCGUCGUGGCCACCGCUCUUAUUAUGGAAAGGUCGAUAUCCGGCUCGCAACCUUGACUUUCUUCGUGUGCAUCUUGGACUUCGGGCUCCGGGCGUCGCCUUUGGAAACAGCCAUACUUGUGUGCAUUGCCGUGUGCGCCUUCGGCUGCUCGGGCCUCUCCGCCUCUACGGACCAGUGGGUAGUUCGGCACUCGCUCUGGCAUGUCGUCGCUGCCGCGGACGGGACCUACGGCGCUCUGCGACUGCCGCCCGAGGGUGCGCUGGUCGGCGCGCACGUGUGGCUGGACGUGCUCACCGUGGGCUGCCUUUAUGCAUGUGCCACGCUGGCCGUUGUCGUCGCAUUUCGAUUCGCAUUGUCCGAAUCGAGCCGCGGGCAUCUCUGGGACAGCGGCGCCAAGUAUGCGGAUUGGCGGCAGGUGUGGCCGCCAGGUGAUGCCCUGUGUCCGCUGAGCGCUCCGGUUGAGGGCGCGAGUGAGGCAGUGUAGAGCCGCGACCUUCUGCAGAGCAGGGCGAUCGCAACGUGCAAGAAUUCAAGCAGCGACGCCUCGAUCGCGUGACCUCUGAUCAUCCGUGGGGGGAGAGACAGGAGGGGCCAGGCUCGCGGCCGUUACGAUAGGAUCGGCUGUGAUUGCCCAGCCAGCGAGGCACU